AUGAAACAAUUAGCUAUUUUAUUCGUUUUUGUUGCUUGUCUCUUGUCAUCGAUUUUCGCACAGUUUGGUUGUGAAACUUGUUCAAUGUGUAUUUGCCCCGAGGGGACUAACCCACCACCGUCAUCAUCAAAAUGUUCUUUAGCGUGUAACCAAUGGACUUGUUCUUGUCCAGAUAAGUCUUAUUUUAACUGCAUUAACUGUACGUGUUAUGGACGACCUGAUCGAGAUAAUGGUAACCAUUAUAGAGGUCCCGAUGAAGAUGGCUGGAUACGUGGUUUUAAUUGUGAUUGUUCUGGUUGUCAAUGA
Funneliformis caledonium is the source of this 306-nucleotide messenger RNA. The record is from the annotation of a GenBank genome assembly. Lineage: Eukaryota; Fungi; Glomeromycota; Glomeromycetes; Glomerales; Glomeraceae.